Molecule: messenger RNA, 1076 nt
Organism: Anoplopoma fimbria (sablefish)
Lineage: Eukaryota; Metazoa; Chordata; Actinopteri; Perciformes; Anoplopomatidae
Gene: prr18
Product: proline rich 18
Source: RefSeq, a predicted model, not a curated record
AUUAUGAAAUGACAUCACCACAGUUUUUGCCUGGCUUUGUUUGGUGCUUCUCGUGACCACGCCUUCCCACCGGCCCCACCAUAAAGCAGCCAGGCCGUGUGUGCGUGCACCAGUUGAACUCCAGUCUUUGCGGACAACAGGUGCACUACACAGCCUCCCUCCGGCCGGUGCUGGAUAAUGCCCGCAGACCGCAGCUCGUCGCUUUGCGCAGGGCUUCCUCAUCAUCUGCACCUUGAAGAUUUGCAUGUUUUUGUAUCCUGAUCUCUUCCAACACAACACAACAAAAUGCCUUUUCCGCCCAUCAGCCUCCACCAGCGGAUCUCCUCUCCGGGCAGGGAUCUAUUCGGGAAAAAGAAAGCCAUCGGAGUGCCUCCUCACACUGAGCUCACCAGCAAACCGGGCGGAGAGAAAGGGUCCGAUAAGGAGAAGCAGUCCUCUUCCUGGACGUCGGCGAAUUUAAGGAAUUUGGGGCGAAAAACCCAACAAGAGAAGCGUAAAAGCUCAACUCAGAAGGCAGGUGCCGGUCAGGAGACCCAGGAAAAGAGCUCCUGGCUGACGAUCCCCAAACCUCAGGACUCAUCCGAGAGGAUCAGGCGCUCCAGCUCCAUGGACUCCGCCAGACACCUCAACGGUAAGGACGAAGUGAAGAAGGAGAUCCAGUUUACCCUCAGUCUCACCCCUGAAGCCAUUCUUGUCAUCCAAAAGCGUAAUCUAGAAAAGCAGAUGAUGGCAAAGCAGCAGAAGUGUUGCGCCUCCGCGGACUUUCGCCACAGACGAGUUUUUCCAUCCAAAAAGCCGCACGGAGCGACCAAGGGCUGCACUCCCGUCAACAAGGUGGAGAGCGACGAGCAGGACAUCACCACCAUCGUGAAGAUAUCUCUGUUGAACGAUCAAUACAAGUACGACGAUGUGGAGUAUGAAGAAGAGGAUGGAGACGUGGACGAGACUGUCGUAAGGAAAUGUAAAGAGUGGCUCAAAGGGGUCGAAAAUGCCUCUGCUUUGGGAAAAGUCGACAAACUUUCUGUACUCCCGCACCUUAAAGGCUGCUGACACCUGACUUUUGAUCUUUUUUUUUU